This is a messenger RNA of Haliotis rufescens (red abalone), 703 nucleotides long. Its product is annotated as WSC domain-containing protein 2-like. The transcript has 3 exons. The record is from RefSeq and is a predicted model, not a curated record. The coding region runs from base 14 to 418 and encodes 134 amino acids. NCBI's taxonomy places the organism in Eukaryota, Metazoa, Mollusca, Gastropoda, Lepetellida, Haliotidae. Gene Ontology annotation, cellular component: plasma membrane.
GUUGACAUGUGCUAUGAGUUGCUGCAAAACACUCAGUAGUUGCGGCUUCUUCUUUUCGAAAGCUGGACGUUGUCAGUGUCUAAAGGAGUACGGGGGCUAUGAAAUAUGGACAGCAAACCUCAAGAGAAUUAGUGCAUCGUACAUUGGAUGUUACCACGAUGACUUUGACCGAGUACUUCCACACGGUAUCAUGCAGAACGUGACAGACCUGACAACUGAAACCUGCAUGCAGCACUGCCAUAGCAUCAACUACAUCUACUUUGGAACUGAGUGCACAAGUCAAUGCUUCUGCGGUCAUGUUAUCAAACCUGGGCACGCCAAGGUACCCGACAAGGAAUGCAACAUGCCAUGUGCUGGUGACAGCAGCUUGCUGUGUGGAGGAUACUUUAGGACAUCCAUCUAUAAGAUUAACAUUUAAAGUACCGUGUACACCACUAUAAGCCUUCCCUUUGAACUAUUUCAGCCAUAUUGUGACGAGAAGUUUUACAUAAACAAUACAUGCAUUUAGCCUUCAUGAAAAACCUGUCAUCGAUAGACCCGAGCAGGAUUUAUACAACCCCCUUGUUUCUGCGAUAGUUUCAACAAAAUUGUGAACCAUUUAACCAAUCUAAGUUACUAGUUAGCGCUACCAAUUUAAGAAAAAGUAUCGCACUUUGUGCGCUAACAAUUAUCAGUUGAUUUAAUUUCUUAGAAGAAAACAUUA